Molecule: messenger RNA, 432 nt
Organism: Helobdella robusta
Lineage: Eukaryota; Metazoa; Annelida; Clitellata; Rhynchobdellida; Glossiphoniidae
Exons: 2
Coding region: 1-432 (143 amino acids)
Source: RefSeq, a predicted model, not a curated record
AUGGCGGAUGAAGUUUCUGUCGUGGUUUCGAAAACAGAAAAUGUUGAAAAUCCAUUCGUCGCUGAGGGAGAACUGUCCCAGAAAGCGGAUUAUAUUAUUUCGCACUCGACGAUAACUAGACACGAAAUUGUUAUAGCUGAUCCGGACAAUUUGCUGAUGAGUGUUGAUUCUGAAGAGUCACAGGCCAGAGAUAUUACAAAAGACAGUGACGAAAACCAAAACGAGGUUGUCGUAAGUGAAGUUGUCCUAGAACCAACAGAUGCUUCAAAACAGCAGCAACAAGUUUCAAAGUCGAAGGGUGCUUCAGAAACUCAGUCCAUUCAAGUUGAAGUUGGGAAGGGAAACGCUUCCAUGGUCGUCCCACAAAGGGCUGAAGAGGUUAAACUGAAGAAAGGUAGAAAGUGUUGUGGCAAGGGAUGUACUAUUGUAUAA